This is a messenger RNA of Vollenhovia emeryi, 1608 nucleotides long. It is a transcript of the gene nudC, whose product is annotated as nuclear migration protein nudC. The record is from RefSeq and is a predicted model, not a curated record. The transcript is spliced from 7 exons. Gene Ontology annotation, biological process: protein folding. Lineage: Eukaryota; Metazoa; Arthropoda; Insecta; Hymenoptera; Formicidae. Gene Ontology annotation, cellular component: cytoplasm. Bases 163 to 1197 code for a protein of 344 amino acids.
CCAGUCGAUAUUCUAGGUGUUUCCUCGCGGAAACGUGGUGACUAGCAACAAAGCCCCGCGUUACCGUUGCCACGCUCGGCGGUACCGAGUUCUUGACGUGACGAUUAUCACAGGUCUUUUUCUCGCAAAAUAAAUUGUGACAGGUGCGAAAAUUGCGGAGCGAUGACGAAGACCGAGGACGAAUUUGACGGAAUGUUGCUGGCGUUGGCACAGCAGCACGAAGGCGGUGUACAGGACUUGCUGGACACCUUCUUCAGUUUCUUGGCGAGAAAAACAGACUUUUACACCGGCGGCGGCGAGGGGGCAGCUGAGAAGCUUGUUAUGAGCAAGUUUAAGAAAUAUGAGGCCGGCGCUCUAGCCAAGGCUGCCUCUGAUAAAGCAGAAAGAGUGGAGCAAGAGAGAAGGCGUAAGGAGAGACUCGAGAAGAAGAGGAAAGAGGAACAAGUGGAGGAAGAGAAAAUAGACAACGACUCCAGAAUAGUUGAAUUAACCGACGAACAGGCUGUUAAAUUGCAAGAAGAAAUAGAGAGCAAGAAAUUGGCGAAUGACGCUGCUGUCGCAGGCUCCAGCAGCGAUCGUAGCGACAGUGCUAAGAGUAAAGAAGGUGAAAAUGCCGAGUCGAAGAAUUCCCCCGCAUCCGAUGAGGAAGAGGAGGAUGAGAAGGAGAAAAACAAGUUGAAGCCUAACAGCGGUAACGGCGCGAACAUGCCAAAUUACAGAUGGACGCAAACUCUUGGAGAAGUGGAGAUUAGAGUGCCGCUAAAGGUAAACUUUUCGGUCAGACCGAGAGACGUGGUCGUGUCGAUCGCAAAGAAACACCUGAGCUGCGGCCUGAAAGGCCAUCCGCCAAUUCUUGCUGGAGAUUUCCCAAACGAGGUCAAACUGGAGGAAUCCACUUGGGUAAUUGAGGACGGAAAACUAUUGCUGAUUAAUGUGGAAAAGGUGAAUAAGAUGCAAUGGUGGCCACAUGUUAUAACAAGCGAGCCUGAAAUCAGCACGAAGAAAGUGAACCCCGAACCUAGUAAGCUCUCUGAUCUCGACGGAGAGACAAGGGGUCUCGUGGAGAAAAUGAUGUACGAUCAGAGGCAGAAGGAAUUAGGACUCCCGACGUCCGAUGAACAGAAGAAGCAGGACGUCAUCAAAAAGUUCAUGCAACAACACCCCGAGAUGGACUUUUCGAAAUGUAAAUUCAAUUAAAAUAUUUAUGCUUAACGAUACUCCGGUACUACACAUUGAAACUUUCGCGAUACAUCUCGCUUUUCAUUAUCAUAACACAAUGUGUGAUCUUCUACGCUCGUCGUUACCUGUAUCGUUGAAGAUGAAAGUCUACACGAUCGCGAAGAUGGCAGCACAAUGUUAGACUGUGAUGCCACGUACAGAGUUCUGCUAAUGCGGUCGAAAUAUUGUUCAAUUAAUCUCUUUGCCUUUUUUUCUACGUUUUCCUUGCUUUUUCUUAUACUUAAAGAAAAACACAGAGAUUCAUUGCGUAGUUACAAAUAUUAUUUUCUGUGUUACGCUUAUCUAUCGAACUCAUUUAAUGGAAUAAAGAUAGAUUAAAAUUGUAUUAAUGAGACGCAACUUUGAAAAUAAAAAUCUAAUAAAACUGUU